Molecule: messenger RNA, 1268 nt
Organism: Haliotis rubra (blacklip abalone)
Lineage: Eukaryota; Metazoa; Mollusca; Gastropoda; Lepetellida; Haliotidae
Product: proline-rich proteoglycan 2-like
Exons: 4
Coding region: 531-1268 (245 amino acids)
Source: RefSeq, a predicted model, not a curated record
GACACGGGGAAGGUGCACAGUGUCACGCCUCUCAUAGAUCAUAAUGACUCCAGUCUGUGAUUGUGAACCAGUUUCCAUUUAACCCAGUGGAUCUCUUCGAAACCAGAAUGCCUAUUUUUAUAAACCAUCAGCCGGUCUUUCCAGUUUUUGAAGAAAGCGUGGGACACGUUUCAUAUCGUUGAGCUUGAACAAGCUUUUUUACGUCUGCGAAAUGCCAUCUAUUCAAGAUCGUGAGUAGUUCGUACUGAAAGGGUAUUCUUCCCGUUUACCAAGCCAGGUAACGAUUGAAAGAAUGAGAUACAUACAAAGUCACCUGACAGCAUGCCUGACUUCAGUCCAGUCACUCCGUCGAAUAAAGCGACUAGGUUCUCGCCUUCAUCACACCGCGCCAGGUUGCGGCGACAUGUUUUGCUUGACGGGAGACGCCUGAAAUGAAAGAGUUGUCGCGGUAGGGGCGGUAUAGCGGGGAAGCAAGGAACACAAGUCGACGAUCGAGAAACACACGUUUAUUCUCGGGCGACCACAUCGGCAUGGCGGGAUGUUACAGUAUAGUGUAUAGGCGUAUGAAGAGAUACUGCUACUGCUACAAGAGCAGGUUGUUCCUCCUCCUGGUAGGGCUCGCUGCUGUGGGCGUCACUGUAUGGAGUGUGAGGGAGGACAACAGGACUCUUCAUUCGGCUCUGUUGUCAAUAAAACAGCAUGGGCAAAGCGCACAGCUAAAAUACAAGUUCUUGGACUGGAGAAAAGAUCCUUCUGAGAAACUGCUUCACUUUGGAAGUAGAAAAAACAGGUUUACACAUCCGGAGAACCAACCCCCUGUCCAAGGCCAACCAAACGAAGCACUUCAACCUGCCCUGCCUCAAAUGAACCAGUUUGAACAUCAGAUGCAGAAGUUUAAUCCAGGUCAGCCUAAAGCAGUGCCCGACCAAGACAAGCCCAAUUGGGCACCUGCUGUGCCAAAUGAGCAGAACUUGUACCAUCGUCAACCGGAGGCAGGUCAAGACCAAAGGGAGUUUAAUGGGGCGCCUCAGCCCGCCCUGCCACAGGGGCAAAAUAAUAAUCCUGGCCAACCUAAUGCAGCUCCUAACAUGGGCCAGCUGAACAUGGAACCUCAACUCGCCCUGCCACAGGGGCAGAAUCGUAAUCCUGUUCAACCUAAUGUAGCUCCUAACAUGGGCCAGCUGAACAUGGAACCUCAACUCGCCCAGCCGCAGGGCAGAAUCGUAAUCCUGGUCAACCUAAUGCAGCUCCUAACAUGGGCCAGCUGA